Messenger RNA from Umbelopsis ramanniana AG, 585 nucleotides. RefSeq lists its product as uncharacterized. Bases 264 to 503 code for a protein of 79 amino acids. Gene Ontology annotation, cellular component: mitochondrial inner membrane. The transcript has a single exon. Lineage: Eukaryota; Fungi; Mucoromycota; Umbelopsidomycetes; Umbelopsidales; Umbelopsidaceae. Gene Ontology annotation, biological process: protein insertion into mitochondrial inner membrane. The record is from RefSeq and is a predicted model, not a curated record.
GGGUCAAAAAUUUCCUACCUGCCUGCUUUUUCUGGGCCUGGCUGUCCACAAGCCACAUUUUUUCAUGACCGCUGAACAAAACCUAGGACGAGCAAAAAUAACUUGCCAGUCCUUCCAUUGAACUACCAAGCAGCAUCAUGUGGAGUGGUAGUUACUCACAGCAAUACGUUAAUCCACAAAACCUGGAGCUCGCCGAGCAGGAAUUAGAAAUGUUCAUGGAUUUAUACAACCGGUAAUGCUCUCAGCCUUCUUUGUCACAAAGCAUGAAUCCCAACCCCCUAAUGAUGUAUUGUACUUUCAGCAUUCUCUCCAACUGUCGCAAUAAAUGUAUACCCCCAAAAUACCAUGAGCCUGAUCUCAGCAAAGGUGAAAUGGUAUGCAUCGAUCGCUGCGUGGCAAAAUACAUCUCCAUUCAAAAGAUGUUGGGCAAGAAGAUGGAGCAAAACGCUGAGGCCCUUACCAAUUUGGGAUCCACCGGUGGUGGCCUUCCCAGUACUUUAUAAUCUAGACAAACGAUCGAUUUCCAUCUUAAAAUUCAUUGUACCAUAACUCCAGAUAGAUAUUGCCUCGAUUUUUUAUUUCUUC